Molecule: messenger RNA, 282 nt
Organism: Adineta ricciae
Lineage: Eukaryota; Metazoa; Rotifera; Eurotatoria; Adinetida; Adinetidae
Source: the annotation of a GenBank genome assembly
AUGAAGAACAUCAAUUUGGUGAUCGCAUUCAUACUCAUCGGCGUUGUACUCCUUUCAAUGACGGACAUGAUUGAUGGACAACAUCAUAGUCAUUGGCCAGCAGGUCGUGGUUGUCAUUGUGAUACAAGUUCCUCCUGGUCUGGUGAUCAUCAUUGUCACUGUCCUCUCGGUAUACACUGGCCCAGUUAUAGAGAGAAGCAAUGGGAGAGACCAUGGGAAAAAAAUCAUCAUAUUUACUAUCUUGAUGGCCGUGGUCCACCUAAAUGGUGGCGAAGACGGUGA